This is a messenger RNA of Ochlerotatus camptorhynchus, 1694 nucleotides long. RefSeq names its product cholecystokinin receptor type A-like. Gene Ontology annotation, biological process: neuropeptide signaling pathway. The coding region runs from base 76 to 1623 and encodes 515 amino acids. Gene Ontology annotation, cellular component: plasma membrane. Gene Ontology annotation, molecular function: neuropeptide receptor activity. The record is from RefSeq and is a predicted model, not a curated record. The transcript is spliced from 6 exons. NCBI's taxonomy places the organism in Eukaryota, Metazoa, Arthropoda, Insecta, Diptera, Culicidae.
CUGUACAGUGUUAUAUUUCUGUUGGCUGUGAUAGGCAACUCGUUGGUUAUUCUCACCUUGGUGCAGAACAAGCGGAUGCGAACCAUCACCAAUCUGUUCCUGCUCAAUCUGGCUGUGUCGGACCUGUUCCUCGGAGUGUUUUGUAUGCCGUUUACCCUGGUCGGGACGCUGCUGCGGGACUUUGUCUUCGGGGAGGUCAUGUGCAAGCUGCUGCCCUAUCUGCAAGCUUCGUCGGUGGCGGUAUCGGCUUGGACGUUAGUUAUAAUCUCUGUGGAGCGUUACUAUGCCAUAUGUCAUCCGUUGCGGUCCCGGCGGUGGCAGACGCUCAGUCACGCCUAUCGGCUGAUCGCACUCAUCUGGUGCGGUAGUCUGUUCUUCAUGCUACCGAUUGCUGUGCUCAGCAAACUGAUUCCCACCAAUCAAGGUCACCACAAGUGUCGGGAGCUGUGGUUCGACCGGGGCUACGAGCGGGCCUACAAUCUACUGCUGGAUGUAAUCCUAUUGGUGCUACCGUUACUAAUCCUAGCCGUCACCUAUUCGCUCAUAACGCGAACCCUCUGCCGAGGGAUGAACGAUUUCCGACGGUACUCGAAAGCCCUGUCGACACGCACUGGUGAUGGGAAGCAAGCGGCAGCAGCGGGACGGGAGCGCUCGCUCCGGCCGCUUAACAACAACAAUCGAGCAGUACGAUCGGACCAGUACAUGGAGGUCUACAUCCGUCCGAACGGAAGCACCAAGACGCGCUGCCCUUCGAUCAAGUGCCAUCGAACAACCACGGCAGCAACCACGGCGACUGCGACGACGACGACGACGACGACGGCAGCAACAGCAGCAUCUUCCGCAGAAACAAUGGCAACGACCACGGCAGUGAUGAACGUGACGGCGGAGACUGUUCCAGGAAACGAUGUCAACGCCGUCGUCGUCAGCUGGAAUCCUCACUCUGAUUCGUCCUCCAGCCCACCCUUCCGGAGCUAUUCGUCCGCCUUUGGAGGAAAGGAAUCGCUCCGACUGAAGAAUCCCGCCCUAAGGAAAUCCAACAUGGAAAAGAGCCUGACGAACAAAAAACGCAUCAUCAAAAUGCUGUUCGUAGUGGUGUUGGAGUUUUUCAUCUGCUGGACCCCGUUGUACGUAAUCAACACGAUGGCCCUGUUCUGGCCGAGCACCGUUUACCACAAUCUGGGCUACACGGCCAUCAGCUUCUUCCAGCUGCUGGCCUACUCGUCGUCCUGCUGCAAUCCCAUAACGUACUGCUUCAUGAGUAGCGGUUUCCGGAAGGCUUUCCUCAAUCUGUUCCGCUGUUUCCGGCCCGGUUCCGGCGGCGGAAGGAACCGUCGAAAUAGCAGCGCCAUGGGCGGUCUCUACGUGGCCAGUGGGUGCAGCACCGCCAGUGGAGUUGGGACGAUUGCCCUCCUCGGAAGGUACAGCAGCCGUCGGAAACAGACCCAACACUCGACCCGGGACGGGGACACCAUCGAUACCAUCCUCGACACGGACGGUGUGGUAAGCCUGAAGCAUCGGAACGAUAAUGUGUCGGCCGGGGGCAAUCAUUCACAACUCAAUGUUCAUCACCGCUACCUUCAUCAUCAUCAUCAUCAUCAUCGUGACCAUCAGGUGCAGGAAUAGCCUACUGCACCUGCUGUUGCUGCUGCUGCUGUCCCUAUGGGUGAUAAAUAAGUGAAAAGCAAAAGCUGGGA